AUGGGGAGCGCUAAUCUUAAUCGAACCACAUCAUCUCACAUCUCACGAAGGAACCUGAGUUUCAGCGGUCCUAGGGUGUCUGUUCAUCGUAAGGUGUGGGGUUCCUUAUCGGCUUAUACCGUAGCCACAGCAUUCUUCUUGAUAUCGUCGAUUUUAGCGCUGGGAUGUGUCCUCUAUCUGUCCUUAUUCCGGACUUCCAUUCAUAGGGGCGUAAGUCCUUACGAACUUAUCGGUCGCACCCAUGGCUGCGAUGUAUUUGAGGGGAGCUGGAUACCGGACAGCUCGUACCCAUUGUACAACAGUUCGACCUGUCCAUUCGCCGAGCGGGGUUUCAAUUGCUUGGCAAAUGGGAGGAGGGACACCGAAUAUUUGAAGUGGAGGUGGAAGCCUAGGCAAUGCCACGUUCCUAGGUUUGAUGUGAACCAGACGCUGGAAAGUCUCAGGGGGAAACGUGUCGUCUUCGUUGGUGAUUCGAUGAGCCGAACGCAGUGGGAAUCCUUCAUAUGCAUGCUUAUGACCGGGGUUCGUGAACCCAAGUCCGUCUAUGAAGUGAAAGGGAACAAUAUUUCCAAGAGAAUCCGGUUCCUUGGUGUCCGUUUUCAUUCAUUCAAUUUCACCGUGGAGUUCUUUCGUUCAGUGUUCCUAGUACAGCAAGGUUUACCUCCAAGACACGGCCCGAAAAGAAUUCAAUCCACGCUCAAGUUGGACAAGCUGGAUGAUAUCAGUAAGAAAUGGGUGGAUUCGGACGUUCUGGUCUUCAAUUCAGGACACUGGUGGAAUCCAGGGAAGCUUUUCGAUUCGUAAGUGUUUUCUCAUUGAUUUCAAAUUGUUUCUGGCUUUGGCUACUCACUUGACUUUGUUCACCCCUCCAAUAAAUGUUUAGCUUGUCCCGGGACAGUCAUGUUACUAAUAACGUCCUAUUUUGCCAAUUGUGAUCUGCAGUUCGUGUUGAUUAUCUUCAUGACUUGGUUCACUGAACGGCAUAUUCUUAAUUGUAAAUUUCCUUUUUCUUCAAAUAUAAGAUGAAGUGAUCAACAUGUCGGUGUAUCUGAUUCCAAAAUUUGAUGUUUCGGUGAAAAUACCAUUCUACUAUGAAGAAGAAAAUGCCGAGGAGUGGAUUUUAUUUGGUAUGAUAAUACUAAAUUUCAUUGUCUUUGGAGAGAAAAUUUAUUUAAUAAUAGUCAAGCUAGUGACAUAAUUGGCGCUUGGUCUUCCGAAACAACAAACUGUGGACUUAUCACAAACUCAGUCUCUGAUGUUAAGAACCGGAGAUCUUUGAGAAGUGAAAGGAUGAUGAUUGCCAUUGAUGUUCCUUAGACAUGUAGAAAAAAGGCAUUUCACUGAAGGUUACCCUAUUUACUAAAAGGGUAAAAUUGAUAUGCAGAGUUUCUAAACGCCCGGAUUCAUUAGAUUCAACCUUAAUCGAAAGAGAUUUAUAUACUCAUAUCUAGACCCCUAUGUGAAUGAGCUUUUAGAAGAUGAAGCAAUUUUGUCAAUGAGAAGCAGAAUGUUCCUUGGCUUAAGGAAAGGUUCCAUAAAGAUCUGAUUAUAUAUUAUUAUGUGCAUUAAGAUCAGUCAACAAUACUAAAUCAGAUAAUGGAAGGCUUCACAUAAAGGAGAAGAGGGAGAAAAAAUAAUAUAAUUGAUGCUGCAGGUGUACGCAAGAACUCUCAUCUGGAAGUCAGUGUCGACUAGCAUCUGAGGCCUGGAUGGUGGGACUAUCUUUCACAGAUGUUAGGAACCCGGCUUUUCUGGAGGAGACCAAAAUCAGGGGGAAGGUACAGAGGAGGCUGGGGUUUAACCUGUAGUUGGAAUAUGGGAUUUUACUUAUGUAUAUCUGAGUCGAAUGGUAAAAAUGAUUUUAGAGGACUUACAAACGUCUAUUGGCUACAAAAAAUGAAGGCAAAUAAAAGGGCAGCUAAUGUAGUGAGCAACAGAGUUCCUCAUAGAAAAAGUCUUUCUUCCCUGGAUUUGGUUAUUUAGGGAGAGGUUUGGGCUCAAAGCAAAUAAGAAAGCUGUCUUAGGUGGAGAAAGCUUGAGGCAUUGAUAAGCUGGUCCGAUGACGGGAAGCAAGAUAAACGUUUUUGAGUUUGAACUGACAUAGAAUCUGAGCCCAACCUCAUGACCUGUUUACAUUAUAACAACCUGUUACAGACAAGGUUCUUCACGUCUUCCUGAAUGUGAGAGGAAAAUCUAAUGAAUGUCGUCUUCUGUCAAACAAUAUGGAUACCAGAAAACAUAGGACGAGGCUUGAACUGUAGGUUCAUACCCUCACGAACGAAUAUUAAGGAAUAAAAUGUUGUGAGAGCGUAGUUGUAUUGCCUGCUUGACAGAAUCGGUGGUCAGUCUCAUAAUUUGGGUUCCCACCACACCUUAAAAUAUCGACAAUUGAUAGGGAACCACUGGUAAAUGCCCUGGGAAACGGAUUUUGAUGAUGAAAGGAAAAAUGCUGGAGCCAAGGUUCGCAUGCAUCACAGAAGAUAUAUAUCUUCCCAUGUACUUAAAUAUCCAUAAACCAAAUUGAGAGGAAAUGUGUGGUUUUUCCCAUGUGAUAAUGGUAGGAUGGUCAUGUGCUACGUAAAAAUUGGUGGAUGUUCUAAGGUCAAAGGCUGGACUAUAACUAUAUGGUUUGAGUCUGAAGCCAUUAAUAGUGAUUUAUUUCAAAAUUGAAUGAUGAAACUUUAAAGACUGAUAGAUCAGAUGAAACCAUGGCAUCCCUGACUGACUCCUUUUAGUGAGCAGUUUAACACAACGAGGAGUAACUGCAGGUAACGCAGUUUGGGAAAUCACCUGCAGUCGUCCGGUUCCUCAAAACAUGUUGGUAACAUACCGUCGAGUAAGGAUAAUCCUGGAGUAUUCGUCUUUAUAUUGAUGUGUCCUUUGUUGACACUUUUGUCAGCCUGGUAUUUCAUGUGGAAAUUACGUCUGAUCGGGAUUCAAAUGAUGGGUCUCAUUCAUAGGAUUAACGAUCAUGAUGGAAAAAUCUUACCUUUGUGAUGAUAAUAAUGAUAGUGACAUGUUACCCUGCUAUAUCUAUUUAUGUACACGUCAAUGUUGAUACCCGUGCUUAUUGUGGUGGUAAAGAUGAUGCAGACCUGAGAAAGAAAAGUGCUCUUCUCCUAGGAAAGGAACAUGUACAGGAUAAGAAAAGAUUGAGAUGAAAUCGAUGAUCCCUGGUGGUCUAGUUAUGCCAAGAGAUGGCAAUAUCCCUCGGGGCUUACCCUUGUUCUUGGUGUUAGUGCCUCUGUGGGGACGAUCACAUCAACAAAACUACCAUGAAUAUGCAUUAAAUAACCGUCCAUUAUGUGUGUUCUAUCUUAAAUCUCUUUUAUUAAAAUAAAUUAACUGACACUUCUCAUCAGAAAAUAGUCACUGCCAAUGUGGUCUGAUUUGACAAAUUUUUUCGGUUAAUUUGCCCCGAAAUUUGAUAUUCUUCCAUGCUUCUAGUGGACGUGAUUAUACAUAUACAUGAGUCCUUUUCCUCUAGUAUCAUAACCCUGUUAAAAUCUAGUGCGUGUAAUCUGUCCCUGGCUCUCAUUCUGCCCCACGCCUUCACAGGGGCUGCUACUUCCAGGUUGGCGGAUCACUGAAACUGGGCAUGCCGAUCACUGCUGCCUUCAAGAUGGCGAUGGAGACGUGGGCCUCAUGGGUCGAAACAAUGGUGGACACGGACAGAACUCACAUAUUCUUCCGGACCUUUGAGCCUUCCCACUGGAGGUAUUCUCCGCUGAACUUGGUUUUUCAUGCAGAUAUCAUUGAUGACGGGAGGCCCCUGUGCGUGGUAAAACCAUAUAAAAAUGGCAAUUAAUUCACCAGAUGAAUCUGAUGUCUGCUCUUUCUCGCCAGUGGCCUAAAUCAGAAGGUCUGCGAACUGACGAAGCAGCCUGUGACUGAGGCCACCGGUGAGGACCGCAGCGAGUUCGUGGGCAUCAUAACCGAUGUGGUCGCUAGGAUGAGAGCUCCCGUGACCAUACUCAACGUGACAUCGAUGGGGGCGGUCCGGAGUGAUGCUCAUAUCGGCCCGUGGGGAGACCUGCGGCCCUUGGUGGACUGCAGCCACUGGUGCCUCCCUGGUGUCCCAGAUGCUUGGAACGAGCUCAUCUUCCACCUGCUGGCGAACCCUGGAAUUCCCCGUCCGUCCAUCCGGAGGUAA
This is a messenger RNA of Spirodela intermedia, 4153 nucleotides long. NCBI's taxonomy places the organism in Eukaryota, Viridiplantae, Streptophyta, Magnoliopsida, Alismatales, Araceae. The record is from the annotation of a GenBank genome assembly.